Colletotrichum acutatum is the source of this 1005-nucleotide messenger RNA. RefSeq names its product fructose-1-6-bisphosphatase. Gene Ontology annotation, biological process: gluconeogenesis; sucrose biosynthetic process; fructose 1,6-bisphosphate metabolic process. Gene Ontology annotation, molecular function: fructose 1,6-bisphosphate 1-phosphatase activity. The transcript has a single exon. The coding region runs from base 1 to 1005 and encodes 334 amino acids. NCBI's taxonomy places the organism in Eukaryota, Fungi, Ascomycota, Sordariomycetes, Glomerellales, Glomerellaceae. Gene Ontology annotation, cellular component: cytoplasm. The record is from RefSeq and is a predicted model, not a curated record.
AUGUCGGCAUCGCCAGCUCUUGCGCAGCUUUUGGAGAAGGUGAUUCCGCAAGGGGACCGCUCGUCUCUCCGCAGCGAUGUAUUCCCGGCAAUCCUCGACGCCAUUUCCAGCAUCGCCAAGACGCUACAGGCAUCCCAGCACGUCUCACUUGCUGGGACAGCAAACGCCUUUGGCGACGACCAGCUCAACGUCGACGUGCUCUCCGAGAACGUAAUGCGCGAAGCUAUUGCGAAAUGCCCCUCGAUCCAGACUGCGAGCAGUGAGGAGGACCCGGUCGAGAAGCCUGCCAGGCCACAAGCGAGCGCUGGCGCAAACGAGACCCCUGCAACCUCAGAGGAAUACACCGUCGCUUUCGAUCCCCUCGACGGCAGCUCCAUCAUCGCGCCAAACUGGACGGUCGGAACAAUCGUCGGCAUCUGGGAUGGGCGGACCGCGGUGGGCCAGUCACCGGUUGAGAAGCAAAUUGCGGCGAUUAUUGGUGUCAUCGGGCCCCGGACUACCGCCAUUGUCGCCAUGCGGAUCCCCGGCGCCGACUCCGCUUGCUUUGAGAUCGGAUACGGCCCGAACGGUGUGACAGACUGCGAGGUUAUCCGGCCGGUCGUCAAGUUGGCCGAUGCGCCCUUCAAGACGCGAUACUUUGCGCCCGCGAACCUCAGACAUGCGGCGGACGAUGAGAGGUACAGCGCUCUCAUUACGCGGUUCAUCAAGGAGAAGUACACGCUGCGGUAUUGCGGCGGCCUUGUACCCGACAUUGUGCAUGCGCUUGUAAAGGGUCAUGGCGUCUAUGUUAUGCCUGUUACGCCCGGUGUUCUUCCCAAGCUCAGAUUCCUCUACGAGCUAUACCCGAUUGCUCUGAUCAUGGAGUGCGCGGGUGGCCAAGCCAUUGACCCCACGGAUGGCAGGCCACUGCUUGAAAAGAUUCAGAAGGAUUGCGAUGGUAGAGCAGGUCUCAUCUGCGGCACGACGGAGGAAGUGAGGAUCGUUAAGCAGGUUCUUCUUGGAUGA